UCCUACAUAAACAGAAAUGCAGAAAACAACACAAUCAACACGGUGGCCCUUAGAAAUGCGGCAGAUAUCUCCGUUAUUGUGGUCUACUUUCUUGUUGUCCUGGGGGUCGGAGUAUUGGCUAUGAUCCGCACCAACCGAUCCACUGUAGGUGGCUUCUUCCUUGCAGGGAGGAGUAUGGUUUGGUGGCCGAUCGGAGCAUCGCUGUUUGCCAGCAAUAUUGGCAGUGGCCACUUUGUAGGAAUCGCUGGUACUGGCGCAGCUGCAGGAAUAGCCAUUGGUGGAUUUGAAUGGAAUGCUCUUGUUGUGGUUGUCAUUCUGGGAUGGCUCUUUGUGCCCAUCUACAUUAAAGCUGGGAUCGUCACCAUGCCUGAGUACUUGAAGAAGAGGUUUGGAGGACAGCGCAUUCGCAUUUAUCUCUCUGUUCUCUCCCUCUUCUUGUAUGUCUUCACCAAAAUCUCAGCAGACAUGUUCUCGGGUGCAAUUUUCAUCCAGCAGGCACUUGGGUUGAACAUCUACCUCGCUGUUAUUGCACUUCUAGCGAUUACGGCACUGUACACUGUCACAGGUGGACUGGCAGCAGUGAUCUACACGGACACUUUACAGACCAUCAUCAUGGUUAUUGGAUCAUUCAUUCUCAUGGGCUUUGCUUUCCAUGAGGUGGGAGGCUAUGUAAACUUUGAGAAACUCUACAUGCAAGCUAUCCCCUCAAUCACGGGUAACAUCAGUGCAAACUGCUAUGAGCCCCGGGCAGACUCCUUCCAUAUCUUCAGAAAUGCAGUUACAGGAGACCUCCCAUGGCCUGGUCUCGUGUUUGGACUCACCAUUCAAGCUACCUGGUACUGGUGUACUGAUCAGGUGAUUGUGCAGCGCUGCCUCUCUGCCAAGAGUCUCUCUCACGUUAAAGCAGGUUGUAUCCUAUGUGGUUACCUGAAGCUGCUGCCCAUGUUCCUCAUGGUUUUCCCCGGGAUGAUUAGCAGGAUCCUGUACACAGAUGUGGUAGCAUGUGUGGAUCCAACCGAAUGUGAAAAAUACUGUGGGACCAAGGUGGGCUGCAGCAAUAUCGCUUAUCCGAAACUGGUCGUCGAACUCAUGCCUGAUGGCUUGCGAGGUCUUAUGCUGUCUGUGAUGCUGGCCUCUUUGAUGAGCUCCCUUACCUCUAUCUUCAACAGUGCCAGUACUCUCUUCACCAUGGACAUCUACACUAAAAUCCGUCGCUCUGCUAGUGAGAAGGAACUCAUGAUUGCUGGCAGAGUUUUUAUCUUGGUCCUGAUUGGUGUGAGCAUAGCGUGGAUUCCAGUGGUGCAGGCAGCCCAAAGUGGUCAGCUCUUCGACUACAUCCAGUCCAUCACCAGCUUCCUAACUCCACCUGUCGCAGCUGUCUUCUUGCUUGCCAUCUUCUGCAAACGUGUCAAUGAGACUGGGGCCUUUUUUGGACUGGUAAUUGGACUGGUUAUUGGCUUGAUUAGGAUGAUUGCUGAGUUUGUUUAUGGGACAGGUAGCUGUGCUUCCCCCAGUAACUGUCCCACUAUCAUAUGUGGCGUUCACUACCUUUACUUUGGGAUCCUCCUGUUUGUCAUCUCCUGCGUCAUCAUUCUGACAGUGUCUCUCGUGACCAAACCCAUCGAUGACAAACAUCUGUACCGACUGUGCUGGAGCCUGAGAAACCGCACGGAGGAGAGGGUUGACCUUGAGAUGGAUGAUUGGGCUGAUAACCAAGAUUCCAGCAGUGAGGACUCAGACGAUGAUGAGCCUGGCUUCUGUAAGAAGGCGGUGAUGUGCUUCUGUGGCCUGGAAACCAAGAAAGCCCCCAAGCUGACUAAAGAAGAAGAGGAAGAGCUGCAAAGGAAGCUGACAGACACCUCAGAGGUGCCUCUGUGGAGGAACGUGGUCAAUGCCAACGCCAUCAUCCUUCUGUGUGUGUGCGUGUUCUGUCAUGGCUAUUUUGGCUAA
This is a messenger RNA of Pundamilia nyererei, 1950 nucleotides long. RefSeq names its product sodium/glucose cotransporter 1-like. Lineage: Eukaryota; Metazoa; Chordata; Actinopteri; Cichliformes; Cichlidae. Gene Ontology annotation, biological process: transmembrane transport; sodium ion transport. The transcript is spliced from 15 exons. Gene Ontology annotation, molecular function: D-glucose:sodium symporter activity. Bases 121 to 1950 code for a protein of 609 amino acids. The record is from RefSeq and is a predicted model, not a curated record. Gene Ontology annotation, cellular component: plasma membrane.